This is a messenger RNA of Rasamsonia emersonii CBS 393.64, 1158 nucleotides long. RefSeq lists its product as uncharacterized. Lineage: Eukaryota; Fungi; Ascomycota; Eurotiomycetes; Eurotiales; Trichocomaceae. Bases 1 to 1158 code for a protein of 385 amino acids. The record is from RefSeq and is a predicted model, not a curated record. The transcript is spliced from 2 exons.
AUGGCUGCGAAUCCUGGAACCUCCGCAGUAGCUCCAGUGGCGACCACGCCGCCAGCUCAGCAGACACCGUCAGCGUCGCCAGGGUCAGCAACUCCAACAACCUCCUCAUCAUCAACGACAUCAGAAAGCUCCACAUCCAGCACCACGUCCACUACCACAUCGACAAGCACGUCUUCUUCGACAUCAGAAACUUCGUCAACUCCGCCGCCGCCAACGACGACGCCUACACCUGUUAUUACACAAGCCACAUCGAUGGUCACGUUAACUACGUCGAAUGGUGGCGCUCUGACGACUAUCAUCAUCACGUCGACCGCUUCACCAGAACCGACAGACACACAGUCGCGCAGUAACUCGGCGACAGCAACUGCAACAAGCGGAGCGGCCUUGCCUACAGUUUCGGAUGCCUCUCAGUCUUCCGGCGGGCUCUCGGCUGGUGGGACGAUAGCAGUCGCCGUGGUGGUGCCUGUUGCCUCUGUUACGCUUAUUAUCUGUGUUCUAAUUUGGUGGUGGAGAAAGCACAAGGCCAAGAAACUGGCUGAGGAGCAACGUCGGAAGGAAGUGGAGGAAUAUGGGUUCAACCCGAACAACGAUCCGACUCUGCCAGGCAUGGCCAGCACGUAUGGCGAGAGUGAGUCCAAUUCGGGAUAUCGAGGCUGGGGAACGACCUCCAACCCCCGCAAACCGUCCACCAAUCUUUCAAGCGGAGUUGGCUUGGCCAUGUCGGAGAAUGGAAGCGCAGGGUACCAUCACCAUGCCGCUUCUCCAAGCGACGGAACGGUGCAAUAUUCCGAUGGCCAAGGAAGACCCGAGUCUGGUGAUGCCGAUGCUCUGGCCGCGCUGGGGACUGGACCUGCUGCAUCGAACAAUCGGACUACCGAUAUUCACCGCGGCCCGUCGAAUGCGUCCUCCACGUAUUCGGCCGGCAACCACUCGGAGGGUUCGGAGGAUGGCCACAUGGCAAGUUCCCCUCCUGGCGCACACUAUUACGAUGAGGGGAACCCUUACUACAACGAUAUUCACGGCCAAGGUCCGUACGACCACGGAUAUGGAGGCGCACCCCCAGUCAUUCGGGAUGUUCAAGCACGGCGGAACACUCGGAUCGAAAACCCGACCAUCUUCCCCCAGCAAGGCAAUGCAGGUAUUGCUCAGAAUUUCUAG